Molecule: messenger RNA, 1394 nt
Organism: Vigna umbellata (rice bean)
Lineage: Eukaryota; Viridiplantae; Streptophyta; Magnoliopsida; Fabales; Fabaceae
Product: adenylyl-sulfate kinase 3
Biological process (GO): sulfate assimilation
Molecular function (GO): ATP binding; adenylylsulfate kinase activity
Source: RefSeq, a predicted model, not a curated record
CGCUCCCGCCACCACCACAUGAUGUGUCUUCGCUUUAGCUUCUGCUUCAGUUGUCUGAAACCACGACACUCACUGGCAUAAAUUUUGUAGGCUAUAUAAAUUUCACUGCUCCAGCAAAUUUCUUCUACCAACUGCAUACAUCACAUUUCACAGGGAAAUCUACCUUCGCAAGAUGAGCGUUGUACAAGCACUGUACCCGCCGUGUAGUUGCGGAAUGUUGCAGAUCGUCAAAUGCGGACAUUCGGCGACGGAGAAGUUAGGGUUCACAAUAUUGUCUGGAAUCGAAGCCAUUGGAUUAAGCCGUCAUCGUAAAAGUUUGUUGAAGCCUAUUCUGGCAAAGGAAGAUAAUGGUGCGUCUCGGAUCGAGGACGGACAUCAAGUGAAGAAGAAGAAUGGCCUGACACCUUUGGCCAAUCACUCUGCUGCAUUAUUCGGUAAAAAUCUCGGCGAGAAGUCAGGUAUUGGGAAUUCGAUGAACAUUUUGUGGCACGAAUGUCCUAUUCAGAAACUUGAUAGAGAGCAUCUUCUUCAGCAAAAGGGCUGCGUCAUUUGGUUAACGGGUCUCAGUGGUUCAGGAAAAAGCACUCUGGCAUGUUUUUUGAGUAGAAGCUUGCACUCCAGAGGAAAGUUGACUUAUAUCCUUGAUGGGGACAAUAUUAGACAUGGUCUAAACCGUGAUCUUAGUUUUAGAGCAGAAGAUCGUUCAGAGAACAUACGAAGGAUUGGUGAGGUUGCGAAACUCUUGGCAGAUGCAGGUCUUAUUUGUAUCGCUAGUUUAAUAUCACCCUACCGAAAGGAUAGGGAUGCUUGUCGAGCUUUAUUGCCAGAGGGAAAUUUUAUCGAGGUUUUCAUAGACGUGCCACUAGAGGUGUGUGAAGCAAGGGAUCCGAAGGGACUUUACAAGCUUGCUCGAGCUGGAAAGAUCAAAGGUUUCACGGGGAUAGACGAUCCGUAUGAACCACCUUACAGCUGUGAGAUAGUAUUACAACAAAAAGGAAGUGAAUGUACGUCUCUGAGUGAUAUGACAAAAAUAGUAAUAUCGUACUUGGAUAAAAAUGGAUACCUCCGAGCUUGACAUAACCUGAAUGGGGUUUGUCUUCUUCCCUGUUUCUUGUCGUAGGUAUUAAUGUAUGUAACACAGUCUGAGGCACAAAAAUCUGCUCAUUCCAGCAGCAAGGAAAUCAUCGUUUGCUUCUGAUUAUGUAGGUGGAAGUAGUUGAGGUAGAUCUAUGAGGAAAUGUAUGUAUUAACCUUUAGCAUAUUUGUCAUUGAGUGUGUACUGUAGCCCUGUGAGGAUUUGUUCGCUUCCCCAUGCUAAUGUUUUCAUUCUUCGAACCAGUCUUGUCUUAAACUACAAAAUCUGACUAGGCAGACCCAAAAAAUAUAAUCAGAAU